AUGGCUGACGCCGACUCCUUCGUGCACCUUGCUCGCCCUCUGGGCCCCGUGGCUGUGGGGUCUGCCCCGACUACCGCGCCUGUGAACGUGGUCAUCCAGCCUCAGGCUCUUUUCUCUAUCCUGGACCACUCCCUCCGUCGUAACGCCGACCAGGAGCGGGUCAUCGGUACUCUGCUGGGAACCAGGACCGAAGAUGGCACCGAGGUGGAAAUCCGCAGCACCUUCGCUGUGGGACACACGGAGACGACAGACCAGGUCGAGGUGGACAUGGAAUACCAGAAGCAGAUGCUGGCGUUGCACCUGAAGGCCAACCCCAAGGAAGUCCUUGUCGGGUGGUACGCCACCUCGUCCGAGCUGAACACCUUUAGCGCCUUGAUCCAGAACUUCUACAGCGGCCAGGGUGACGGCACGUGGCCUCACCCGGCCGUCCACUUGACCGUGUCCACCGAGGCCGGCAAGGACAUCGAGACCCGCGCCUACAUCUCCGCCCCCGUCGGCGUGACCGCGGAGAGAGCCGCCGACAGUGCCGCCUUCAUCCCCGUCCCCUACGAGAUCCGGUACGGCGAGGCCGAGAAGAGCGGUCUGGAGGCCGUGGCCGCCGCUCGCGAAUCCGAGGAGCGGGCCGCCAACCUGUUCACCGACAUCGAGGCUCUGGAGCGUGCGAUCGAGGAGGUGCUGGGCAUGAUCGACCGUGUUUCUCGCUACGUCGAGUCGGUCAUUGACGAGGAGGCGCCGGCCUCGACGGCCCUGGGCCAGUUCCUGCUCAACACCCUGGCCCUGGCGCCCAAGGUGGAGCCCGCUGACAUCGAGCGUGACUUCAACAACCACAUCCAGGACGUCCUGGUCGUGUCCUACCUGGCCAACACCAUCCGUACACAGAUGGAGCUGUCCAACCGGCUAGCAACCGCCCAGCUGACCCUGGGAGGCGAGUCCGGCAGCGCCGAGGCGGGAGCUCAGCGCGGCGGCCAAAGAGGCGGCAAGGGAGGCCGGGGCGGGCAACAGCGGAACCAAGAGCGCAGCGGAGAGGAGGCUCGCGCGUAA
This is a messenger RNA of Aspergillus heteromorphus CBS 117.55, 1041 nucleotides long. Its product is annotated as eukaryotic translation initiation factor 3 subunit F. Gene Ontology annotation, biological process: translational initiation. Bases 1 to 1041 code for a protein of 346 amino acids. Gene Ontology annotation, molecular function: metallopeptidase activity; translation initiation factor activity; translation initiation factor binding. Lineage: Eukaryota; Fungi; Ascomycota; Eurotiomycetes; Eurotiales; Aspergillaceae. The record is from RefSeq and is a predicted model, not a curated record. Gene Ontology annotation, cellular component: eukaryotic translation initiation factor 3 complex, eIF3m. The transcript is spliced from 3 exons.